AUUAUAUAUGCGCCUAUCUGCGUUUCAAAUAAAUUUGAAGUAAACCAUCGAUUGUAAAAACUAUCUCCGGUAGUUCAGUUUUUUGAUCUGUCGAGUUCGAGCAGUAAGGGAUAGAGAUAAGCGUUGGAAAUUGUUAUCAGGGUGCAUUUCAGUGGUGCUUUCUUGACAAUUGAAUCAAUUAAUUGUCUUGUAAUUAACUUCGAAAAAUGGAAUAUUUGAGUAGCGACGAAAGCGAUAUGGAAUUAUUAGAGAUGAUUGAUGAGUUUGAUGAAGAAAGUGAAUCGGAAGAGAACUUAAUACAAAAAGUUUAUAAAGCCCGAGUGGAUUAUAUGAUUGUUUUAAAUAAUUACGAGUUCACAUAUAGAUUUCGUCUGAGCAAAAGUGCUGUGAGGGAAUUAUUGGAUUUAAUUAAUCCAUAUUUGAAGGUGAAAUCUCCAAGAAACCAUGGAAUAUCCCCUCUGCAUCAAAUUCUUCUGGCUUUAAGAUUUUAUGCAUUAGGUACUAUGCUGGUGUCCGUUGCAGACUUUAUAGGUGUGUCAAUAGCAUCUGCUAGUCGUAUUGUUAAUGAUGUUUCAAAAGCAAUAGCGAAACUGUACCCAAGGUUUGUUUCAAUAGAAAGGCACUGUAAUGAAGAAUUCUAUGCAAUUGCCGGGUUCCCUAGAGUACGUGGUGUCAUAGAUGGUACUCAUAUAUUAAUACAAUCACCUAAUUCCAACAUAGGAGAGGAAUUCAGAAAUCGAAAGGGGUCAUUUUCUUUGAAUGUGCAGGUGGUGUGCGAUGCAUCACUUAGGUUUCAGAAUGUUGUAGCUCGAUGGCCAGGUUCAAGUCAUGAUGCAACAAUAUUCAAUCAUUCAGAUUUGAAAGGUACUUUCUUCAAAUUAUUCGCAACAGUACCAUCAAAUAACCAUUGUUCAUUACUUACAGAGUAUUGUGAACAAGGUAGACUUGCAAAUUCCUGGUUACUUGGUGAUAGUGCUUAUCCAUGUAAACCAUACCUUUUGACACCAAUACUCAACCCGACCACUAGGGGAGAACAACUGUACAAUGAGUCACAUAUAAGAACUAGAAACACAAUCGAAAGGUGUAUUGGAGUUUGGAAGAGGAGAUUUCCUGUAUUGGCAUUGAAGAUGAGGUUGAAGCUUGAAAACAUACAAGCUGUAAUUAUAGCUACAAGUGUGCUUCAUAAUAUUGCUAGAUGUCACAAUUUGGAAGAAGUUGAUGCAGAAGUGCAUAUUCCAAAUGAUGAGAUGAAUAUUGAUGAGGAGAUAAUUCAUUCACCAUCGAGUGAUGCAACAGAGAGAAGAACCCUUGUAGAUAGUUGGUUUUCUACUCUAUAAUUCUAUAAUGUUCCCUUUGUCAUAGCUAAAAAGUUAAUAAAAUGUUUGAGCUAAAUAUUUUUGUUGUAUCAGUG
Coccinella septempunctata (seven-spotted ladybird) is the source of this 1411-nucleotide messenger RNA. Its product is annotated as putative nuclease HARBI1. The coding region runs from base 207 to 1337 and encodes 376 amino acids. The record is from RefSeq and is a predicted model, not a curated record. NCBI's taxonomy places the organism in Eukaryota, Metazoa, Arthropoda, Insecta, Coleoptera, Coccinellidae. The transcript has 4 exons.